UCGUCCGGGCACCAGUUUGCUCUGCAAGCACCGAAAGGUGGCGAGAUUUUCCCCAUCACACACUCUUACUGUCAAACACACACGUUCAACGAGAGAAUCGGGACGCAUUCAAACGUACCAGGACUAUGGACCUGAGCCUGCGAGAUGCUCUGGGUGGGGGUGGUGGUGGGGUCCAAGGUGGGGCCCCUGGUGAGGCCCUGCUGAAGAGAGACUUUGUGGCUUCACUGGAGAAAGAGAGCUACGAUGACAAGGUUGGGGAGACAGUCUCCAAGAGUGACUACCGACCCUUACUGGAUGGAAAGGACACCAAGACUGGUCCAGGGAUGAUGCCAUCAAUGAUGUCAUCAGGUGGACGCCAAGACCCACCAGGACAGCCUGCCUUCAGCUCUGACUACCUGUCUGGUCCUAUGGGUGGGAUGGCAGAUCAGUGGAGCCUGAACAAGACAAAGGACAGCAGCAAGCGUGACACAUUUAUAGGCUUUUCUCAAUCUGGGAUGGGAGGGACCAUGGGGUCCAGCAUGUCACCUUUCCAGACCAGUAUGAGCUCUACUUUUGGCCAGACCGGGAUGAAUCCAGCCAUGGACGCCCAGAAGAGUUCAAGCCUUUUUGGUGUGGAAAGCAAAACCACCAGUGGGAGCAGUCCCUUUAAAACCAGUGAUCCGUUUUCUUCCGGUGGCACAGGAAUCCAUUCUAUGGAUCACUCUGCAGCUCCCAUCCUCUCUCCCAGCGGGUCAGUGGAUGACAGCAGCGCUACGUCCUCCAACUCUGAACCCCUCAGCCCUGAGAGAGUAGGACCGGGGGGCGAAGCUGGGAAGCAGCAGCAGCGGCGACGGAAGAAGAAGAGGAAGGGCCGUGACGAAGUCUACAACUUCUUGGAUAGCCAGGAGAAUAACAUCAGCCAAUCAGACAAGCAUGGGAUGCAGGAUAAAGGCAGAAGGGAGGCGGAGGAGGACGAAGAUGAGGAGGAGAACUGGGAGUGGGAGAUCAGAGAGAGUGGAGGAGGGGGUAGGGUAAAAGGCAGGAAGACUAAGAGUCGGGCAAGACUUCCAGAGGAGUGGGGGGCUCCACAGCAGCCCGUGUCUCCCACGCCAGCCUCAAUUGCCCCUAAGUGGGCCACAGGUGCUGAUACUGGUUCUAGUGACCCCAAAGCUCCAAACUCUGUCCCCAGCCCUGCUUUACCCUCUGCCCCUGAACAAAUACCCGCAAGCUUUACCAACUGUUCCCAUGUUAGCCAAGUAUCAGAUUUGUCUUCACGCUCCUAUGAGCCUAUGUGUUUAGAUGAUUUUUCUGUGUCCGUUAAAAAUGGGCAAAAAGCAAAUGAAGAGAAAGUUUCAGCCAAACCUGGAAACAGUAUUAGCUCAGCAGCUAGUACAGUCACCAAGAAUGGUUUAACUGGGGAUGUCAGCGGCAGCCUAGCUCUAAUGACAGGGGACAAUCUAAGCCCUGUCUCCCAGACCUUCUCUUUCCUUGAUUCAGUUCUCCAGACCCCUCCGGGUUCCACUCCUGACUCCCAGACAACCACCCCCAUCACCAACACACCCUCCCUUGCCACUGCUUCCCUCACAAAAUCCGCCCCACUAGAAACCACCAUCUUUGCUUCGCAAACCUCUUCUGAUUUCAACCCUUUUAAGAGCACUUCAGACCUUCCCCCCACUUCCACUGUGUCCACCAAUCUAUCACCUUUAACUUCAGCAGAAACCUACCCUGCAACAACUGUAGGUGGAUCAACCCUCAACAUCGAUGCCAAGUCUUUCAUCCCCUCAGCCACACUAAUGUCCUCCACAGCCACCCCCAUUAUUUCUGAGGCCACUCCUGUUGUUAAAACAGCAGCAGCGGUCUCCACGGGAAGCACUGGUCCUGCAUCCAGUACCACCACAGCCACACCCCUUAGUUCUUCAGCUACUUCCUCUAAGAAAGAAGCCACCCCUACAUCAUCAUCAGACACUCCCCCCAACAGUGUAGCAGUGUCCCUUAGCUCAGCCACACCCCCUCCUUCCAUCACCCAAGCAGCCCCUCCCUCUCUCCCUGCACACUCAGACCACCAGGAGUCCUCGUCGCCACAGCUUCCCCCAUUGGAAGUUAAAUCUGACAACAAGGACAAGCAGGAGAAGACGUGCAUUAUGUCUGGCAAAACAGACAAGAUUGACAAGUUUGACAAGAAGGAAGAGCAGCAGAAGGACAACGGCCCGGACAAGAACCAGAAGUCUGAGAAGAUAAUCAAAAAUGAGAAGAUAGAGAUGAUGAACACUGAGAAAAACAACAAGGCCAAUGAGAAGGCGGAGAAGGUGGACAAACCGGAGAAGACCAACAAAGAUGAGAAGAAGGAAGAAGAGAAGAAGCCGGCUGAAAAGAAGGAAGACAAAGGAGGGAAAGUCACGGCCAAGUCUCCUACAGGGAAUGGCAGCAAGACUCUGCCAGGCGCUGACAGCAAGUGCAAGCCUGAUGCAGGUUCCACCAAACCAGAUUCUGCCAAAUCACGCCCAUCCACUCUCUCCACAAACGGCGAGGCCAACUCGGCCAAACGCCCCUCCCCUACCACUGCUUUAGCCAAUAAAAAAAGCCCUGUGCCCAAGGCAACUACACCUACUGCUGCCAAGCGGCCGCCAACAGCAGCUGGCUCUACCAAGGCUGCCAAGACUCCUGAAAACGGGGAAAAACGUGCACCUGUGCCAAAGGCCACGCCCACUCCUCGUACAACUGCCAGUAAGAAUGGCUCCUCUGCAACUGCUGCAACCAAAACUGCAGCUAAGAAUGACAAGACUGAGAACAAGACCGGUGAGGCCAAGAAACCCAAGACUACACCCCGUCCUCGCCCAGUCUCAACUGCCACUCCUGCUACCCCAGCUGCUUCCACCAACGGAGAAGCUAAUACCACUCACCGCCGUCGGGUCAUUACCAAACCCCCUGUGCCCAAGCAGACACCCAUGGAUAAGAAGCCAGCUGCUCCCCGUGUUCCCCGGACCCCGCGACCCAUCAACGCACCAACACCAGACCUGAAGAACGUCCGUUCCAAGAUUGGUUCUAUUGACAACAUCAAGUACCAGCCUGGUGGAGGAAAGGUCUCCUCCACCCCGAACAACAAGACAUCAGAUCCCUCCACCCCUGCUGCCAAGGCCAGAGUUCAGAUAGUGCACAAAAAGCUGGACUUCAGCCACGUCACUUCUCGCUGUGGCUCCAAGGACAAUAUCAAACAUGUCCCUGGAGGUGGCAAUGUGCAGAUCCUGAAUAAGAAGGUUGAUGUGAGCAAGGUGACGUCCAAAUGUGGCUCCAAGGACAACAUCAAACACAAGCCAGGUGGUGGUGACGUGAAGAUUGAGUCCCAUAAGCUAAACAUUAAGGCUAAGUCUAAGAUUGGAUCUAUGGACAAUGUGGGGCCAGGAAAUGGACAGACCAAUGGACACAAGGAGGAGAAAACUGAGGAGAAAACCUCUUCACCCCCGACUGGCACUCAGACAACAGGACCAGCAGCCACUGCUAAGGCUACAGCACCAGGAGGUGUUGCUAAGGAGAAUGGCAUGAAGGAGCCCACAACCUCUCCUUUUGGCGGAGAUGGACUGAGAGAGCCCCUCAGCGCAGACAAACGCAUCACUGAGACGAACUGAGUCCCAGUGACCUGCGGAUUUUGGUCGGACACGCAUGGCGCUCACUGACCUGCCAAUCAACUGAUCAACCAACCUACCACGGCGCAGUCACUUUCCCGCCCUUCAUCUUGCCCACCGCAGCACCGAACUGACCGAUCGCCUCUCAGUGUUUCUCUGGGAUCCGCCUGCCAGCUUCCUGCAACCAACUCUGACCUUUGGCCCCUCGUCACCCUUGGGUUGCCCUUUGGCCCUACCUACCAGAGAGAAAAGUAUUUACUGUUUGUCCAUGUUUCUCUGUGUGGGUUUCCACCAGCUUCUCCACUGUUACCAUUUCCUUGUAAGCACUGACUAAGGUCAUUCCAACUUUAAAGCCCAAAUGUAACAACCCCUAAGCAAUAAUUCCACAAUCAUUCAGUGCUCUAUUAAGUCUCUUGACCAUAGCCACGUUUUCUCAUAGAACGUUCAACCUUCGAGUUGAAACAGUUGCCUCAGAUCGCAGUAAUUCUGCUUUGUUCUGGUCCCUCUGGCAGGCUUUGACAUUUAAAAACCAACACAAAAACCACCAUUCACAGCCCAUCAGAUGUCUCAUUAUAGUUCAUUCAACAGUUCAUCACACAUCACUUCUCUUGGUAUCAGUUCACCAGUUUGUCUCCUCACAGUAACCAUUCCUGGAAUUUUAAUAUUAUAAUCCUCACAGUUAGUAGUGAUAGCUGCAAGGAGCACAAAAUGAAUCUGUUCUUGAGUGGGUAUGGAUAGAGAAGUGUGGAAACAAAACUAAAGAUGGAUUUUAAAACCAGGAAGAUGGAUUUAAUACAAUUUCAGUCAUUCAGUGAUGUGAUUUAGGAGAAGGCGGUGGGGGGGGCACGCAGGAGCUCUGCUUAUACUGUAGGUGGUUUUGGCUCAAAAAGGAUUUGGCACUAAAAACAGGUAUUUGAUCUCAGAGCCAAAUGUUUUUAAAGUUAAGAUCUCCCGAAUUGACCUUGAAGGAGUGAAUACGGAUUCAGGCUGAAGGAAGGAUGUUGAGGAGGGUGGUGUCGAACCUUGGAGUUAAAUCGCCGGCUGUUGUAGCUUUCAGUCACAGAACGCGACAGGAUCCGUGCACUGUAUAAUGUAUGUAGCACUUAUCGUGGACAGUGUCGAUCACAGUGUCACCGGCUGCUUUAUAACCGUUCAGUCACACCAGCACAUUAAAUGCCUGCAUUUCAGCGCAAAAUCAUUGUAGUGUAGACCUGUGGAAUUGUUAUGCUCUGUGGUUGGCAUGUGUUUACAGGCCAGAGGGUUUGCAAAAUGUUCACUCCUGGUUCCUUGGCGAAUUUUCACCAGUGCUGAAAGGACAGAGCCAGAGUUUCCAGUUGAGGGAGCUACAGUAGUUAACCAGCUGCUUUUCAACAUCAUAUCUUAUUUGACCCCGGUGUGUUAGCAGGUGAUUGAAGUUAUAGGGCACAAUCGCUGGCACAAUACAAAAAAAAUGUAGAAGCUCAGAGAGCUGUUGUGAUGACUAACACUAGCAUGUUUGCUGCUUGCUAUUAAUCCAAGCUACCUACAGUAUUCAAUCAUUUAAAUAUUUGUUAAUAUAUCAGGAUAUACUAACAAACAUUAAUAUAUUUGCUGAUGUCUUAUAAGUUUAACCUACUUUAGGAAAAUGAGUAUGAUUCUGUUUCACUCUCUGUUACUUACUGUUCACAUUCUCACUGCAGGCACUUUGUUUUGGGAUGAUGAAGGUAUUAAAAUAAUAGAUUAAUCACCUUUUUUUGGGGGGGGGGGUUACAACACUGACAGCAAGCCUUCACACGCGCUCACAUGCACCCCUCGUGAGCGACCCCAGCAGUCACCCUGAGCUGUGCCAACUAUUUCUGGUUUUUAGACACAGACAUUCCUCAUCCUGCGCUUACGUGGCACCUCCUGGUCAUGUGACUGAUCCCAGUGAGAGGAGUUGGGGCACCAGAGCCACAACCACUUGUUAAAUCCUCCCCCCUGCCGGUGCUUCGUAGAUCCCACUACAUCAAACCUGCUAACUUUAGUCACACACACACAGACAUAAGCACAGACUGGUACAGGAAAGCACACAUAUGCUUGCAGGUGUGCGUGCACACACACACACAAAGACACAAAGCAGCACCCAAAAAAAAUAAAGGAAGUGUGCUGAUCACAAAAGCAUUUCUCUGUUCUGGAAUAGAAGCAACUUUUUAUUGUUUUGGGGUUUUUUUGUUUUUUUUUUGGUGGUCUAUGCUGAUAUUGUUCAAAUAGUGCUGAGCUGUGUUCCUGUGGUGUUCCUAUUAUACCAUUUUCAUCAUGGUCUCGCCUCAUUGCACCUCCUUCUCAUCCGUCACCUCUUCCUGUGUCUCACUCCAGUUCUCUGACAGCAAUACAGUGACGUUAGUAGGGAAGGUCCUCCGGUUACCUGCGCAUACACAGGGCAUACAGACAGAGAUCAACAGACAACCACUGAAUGUUAUCCAGCACUUAGGAGAGGAGCCAGUUCACUCAAUGGGAAUGAUGCAUUCAUGGCAAACUUAAUGGUGGAAUUUUCUUUGUAACUUUGUAGUGAUUUACUUAUACUAGACUCUGUCUAGUAGAUUGAACUUACUGAGAGCUACUAUUUAGCCACUGGUUGUGACUACCCACAGUAGCAGAUGAGUAGAUGUCUUCUCUGGCAUAUAGUUUACCCUAUGUCAGGAGUGUAAAUAGAAGGAGAUGAAUAGUUGGUUUCUUUUAAUGCUUCAGUGUAGUGUGAUGGUUUUUUUCUUGUUUUUUAUUUGUUUGUUUUGUACAGUAUAUCACCGGAUAUACAAAAAAAAAAAACCUCUGGUAAAAACAAAAAAAAAAAAAAACAUUUAAAGUAGACUGGACAGCGGGAACUGCCCAUUUCCAAAAUGCCAUGAAUGCAGCAGUAUUUCAGUCAGGCACGUCUGAGAGCGGCCUGCAGAUACUAUAGUGGAGGCCCACUGAGUUGAGUCUGAAGUCAGCGAAUUGGUUUUCAUAAAGUCUACAUUUUAAGCUAUAAAAAUAUUUAAGGGGUCACAGUACAUAAAAAUAAUAAUCUAAUCACUUAAUGCUUUAUAGGAAAUAAUCUACUGAAAGCCAAGUGUGUUCAUUUUCCAGGGUUAAGUUUUUCAAGUGACUCACAGUGAAAUACAGAUUCCAGAUGCUGUGUGUUAUCUUAAGUUCAGUCUUUCAUUCAUUUCAGAUUCCAAUAAGCCAACACUGUGAUGUGACUUUGAUUUGCACACCAAAAGCAUUUUUCUGUAUCAACCCAGUAAUACGAGCGGGCCCCCGUGUGCUCGCUGUGCAUUAAGAGGCUGGGAUGGUCUCUGCUGAAAACACUGAGGGAUUAGUGACAUGUCUGUGGUGUGCUCCCAUAGUUGUCAGAUGUGUGAAGUGUUACUACUGCAUCCAUCCUGUAGAGAGCGCUGCUUAGCCUCUAGAACACUGAUAGUCUGGCUCUUAACAAAGACUGAGAAAGCUUACAUCACCAUUAGAGACGCUGCAGACGACUUCCAUUCUGUCCUCAUUUAAGCUACCGCUAUAUUAUUGUGUCUGGAACACUAAAUACUAUCAUUAUCAUACAAGUUAUGUAUGUUCCCCUAAAAACUCAAAAGUCUUGUGCUCUCUGAACACAGUCUUGUUCAUUUCUUGAUGCACUUAAGUGAUAUUAAAGUUGCUUUACUGUAUAUUGGUAAACAUUGUCAGCUGUGUACUGUACAUGUGUGCUUCUGGGAACAAAGCAGUUUUGGUAGCUAGAUGAAGUUAUAAUACUCAAAGAGCAAGUGAUCAAAUACUCAAGACAACAACAAGCGUCAUAUAAGCAUAUUCAGUAUUGUGUUGUUCCCUCCAAGUCAUUCCCACGCAUUGCCCAAAAGUAACACAUGUCACAUGACAUAUGCGUGGGUCAUAUGUGAAAUUAAUAAUGUGAACCUUUCUUCGGGAGCAGAAGAACAAAAGUAUGAAAGCACUUUGGAUUGUGUACAUAAAGAGAGAAGCGAGGUGUAGCUCCAUGCGUGACCGUGUGGCGGGAUGAGCUGAUGUUGUGUGUCUGGAUCUGGAUUUUAGUGGUAUUGUGCUGUUGGCUGUGAUGAGUCUGCCCUCAUGGUGUUCCUGUUGGCAUUCACUGGUUCUCAUUUUCUGGCCGAGCUACAAAGUAACAUUCUCCAAGCAGUCAGUUAAAGGGCCUUGCUGAACUUUGGAGGAGCCAGUGGUCACUGUUUGGUGCAUGCUGAUUCUGUUAGGUUGUUGUAUAUGGCAGCUGAUAAAUGAUGAAAGAUUAAGAAGCAGGCAUGUUGGUACAUAAUAUGUCUUUAUCUCAAAACUGAAGAUGUUUCAUUAUGAGAUUUUUAGAGCUCAAGUAUCCUUAUCAGACUCAAAAAUCCAAUAUUGCUCAUGCAAUCUACUUUAAAAAACUGUGUGCUAUCAAGCAGAUAUUAUAUGAUUAUGAUUCCAGUCUUUGGAUAUUCAAUAGGGAAACCAAAGGACCCCUUAUGAUAAUAAAGGUUUAAUAUAACCCCGAGAAUAUGAUGAAAAUUUACAUUAUUAUUGCUCAGUAUUUACUCCAGUCAUCAGGAGUAUGAUGAAGUUAAUGUUGCUUUGCAGCUUGGACAGAAAGUUAGAGUCAGAGUCCCUCUGAUGUCUGUUUGAAUUCCCAGUCAUUGCGCUUGAAUACCACCCUUCCACUAGUAUCUCACACUGUCCCUUGUAUAUAGAGACCCUCAAGUUUUUAUCACUCCAGAGUAACUCGGAUUAGUUAAAAUCAAACAAAAAAAAAAAAAAAAACUUACUUCUUAACAGGGUGUCGUGGAUGUUGACAGAUGAGCGUUUACGUUCAUAAACCUAGUUAGUGUUAAGGUUCGUUCUGGUAAGACUGAAAGCAUAAGAAAGGAAAAGUGUACUUUAUUUUUUUUCAGAGUCUGCCUUUUUUCCACCAAGAAAAGGGCUGCUGAAGUUUCAAGAAUGUUUUAAAAAUGUAUUAAAGAUGCAAGAUUAUGAAUACAUGUAUGAGGUUUGUCUCUGUUCUGUUUUUUGGAAGAUAGAUCACAUAUGGAAAACACUGUUUACCAGAUUCAAACUGAUGGGCAGGAAGAGAGCCAGUGUGUGUCCACUUGGGUACGAUCUGAUGAAAACACGAGGCCAUGCCUCAGAAUUGGCAACAUUUGGUGUGAACUGCACUGACACACACUGGUGAGCCCUUCUGCCUACCACCACCCCCCUGUCAGACUAACAGUAACCAGAACUAGUCUUUUGGCAUGUGGUAGGAAGUAAUGUCCUUUAUUCAGCAGCUCCUGUUUAGACACCUUGACAUAUCUACCAACACGGGACUGAAUUAAGGCAAGUCUUGGACCAAAUUAUCUUCUCACUGUCAAUAACAAAAGUAAUGGACCAUUCUGGACCUGUUUGUGCUAUAAACAAAAAGUGCUUCUGAUCCCAAGCGAAGUCUGAACCACUUCAUAAAGUAGUGUUGGUAGAUAUGAAUCUGGAGCCCCUAACCACAUCUCCCACCUGCAGUGGCUCAUCGGCACCACAGCACUGAAAAGCAGCUGAUUUUACCUUUGUCCCUUACCAUAUAUACAGCAACUACCAAUUAAACCAGUAUUGCAGCUGUUUAAAUGUCAAGUGGAGUGGAAAAUUAUAAGUGUGUGCAUUGUAUUCUGGUCUUCUGCUUUCCCUUACUCAACCUGAGAGGCAGCAGGCAAAAGAAGCUACUUUUCAGCACUGUAGAAUAAAUCCACUGUAGAGUGUGUGUGUGUGUGUGUGUGUGCUGUAUUACUCUGUAGGGCGCAACACCAUAGCAAGAGCAUGCAGAAGACAACAAACCAACUGCUGGUUGUUAGAGGCAUCUGUCCUAUUAGAUAGAGCUCAUCUCCCCUUCCAAUUCUGAAUAUUUGGUAUGAAAGAGAUGUUCAUUGUGAUUAAUUGUUAACUAGUGAUGUGAAUAUUAAUCAUGAAAUAAAAAGAUGAGCAAAAACUUCA
Messenger RNA from Archocentrus centrarchus (flier cichlid), 9542 nucleotides. RefSeq names its product microtubule-associated protein 4-like. Gene Ontology annotation, molecular function: microtubule binding. Lineage: Eukaryota; Metazoa; Chordata; Actinopteri; Cichliformes; Cichlidae. Gene Ontology annotation, biological process: neuron projection development; microtubule cytoskeleton organization. The transcript is spliced from 17 exons. Gene Ontology annotation, cellular component: neuron projection. The coding region runs from base 126 to 3602 and encodes 1158 amino acids. The record is from RefSeq and is a predicted model, not a curated record.